AUGGGUAACAAUGUCUUAAAAUACUUUCUAAACAACAUUGUUGAUCAAGCCUGGACAGACAAGUAUAUCAAGACCUUCAUAUCACUAGCCGGCCCCUGGGGUGGAUCAGUGGUGGCAGCCAAAGGUCUAGCCUCCGGCUAUAAUAUGGGAAUGCCACAGUAUCUAGUCCACUCUCUGGAGCUUAGACAGGUGCUAAGAAGCUGGAGCAGUACCCACUUUCUUAUGCCAUCGGCUGAACUAUGGUCUAAAGAUGAAUUCAUCAUGUCUACAGUAAACAAAAACUACAGUAUUCAUGACAUUGAAGCCUUCUUCAACGAUGUCAACUUCACAGAAGGGUACCAACAGUACCAGAAGGCGAAAGAAGGUACUACAUUCGAUCCACCUGGCGUUGAUAUUCAUUGUAUCUACACGUUAAGUCAACCCACAACAUCAGUAAUGAUGUGGGGUGAAGGACAGUGGCCUGACACUCAGCCGGCUGACGGUUAUGGUGGAGGCGAUCUGUCGGUUAAUGCUAGAUCUUUAGAGUAUUGUAAGAAAUGGAUUGGCAAUAACAAAGAGAAAGAGGUGAGUUAG
Bursaphelenchus okinawaensis is the source of this 573-nucleotide messenger RNA. The record is from the annotation of a GenBank genome assembly. Lineage: Eukaryota; Metazoa; Nematoda; Chromadorea; Rhabditida; Aphelenchoididae.